Bipolaris oryzae ATCC 44560 is the source of this 1749-nucleotide messenger RNA. RefSeq lists its product as uncharacterized. The transcript is spliced from 4 exons. The record is from RefSeq and is a predicted model, not a curated record. The coding region runs from base 1 to 1749 and encodes 582 amino acids. Lineage: Eukaryota; Fungi; Ascomycota; Dothideomycetes; Pleosporales; Pleosporaceae. Gene Ontology annotation, molecular function: proteasome binding; protein binding; cysteine-type deubiquitinase activity. Gene Ontology annotation, biological process: proteasome-mediated ubiquitin-dependent protein catabolic process; protein deubiquitination; regulation of proteasomal protein catabolic process.
AUGGCGUCUAUACCGGUAAUCGUAAAGCAUCAGGGCAAGAAGCACGAGGUCGAAGUGGAUACCACAUCCAACGGCGAAACAUUCAAGUACCAGCUAUUCUCUAUCACCGGAGUUGAGCCAGAGCGCCAGAAAGUCAUUGUCAAGGGUGGACAGCUCAAAGAUGACACCGAUAUGUCCAAACUGGGCCUCAAGCCCGGCCAGACUCUGAUGAUGAUGGGAACGCCUUCGGGCACCGGAGUCGUCAUUGAGAAGCCCAAGGUCCCCACCAAGUUCUUAGAGGACAUGGACGAGGCAGAAGCCGCGCAGCUUGAGGGCGCCACACCUGCCGGUCUCCAAAACCUGGGAAAUACCUGCUAUAUGAACUCUACACUACAGACACUCCGGUCUAUCCCAGAACUUCAGGAAGAGCUUCUGCGGUACUCUGCAAGCAACGACGCCGGUUCAUCCAGCUCCGCGCAGCAACUCAGCCAGUUCGGCCUCGGUGGUCUCGGUGCCUCGACUGACCUUACGAGCUCCCUCCGCGAUCUGUUCAAGCAAAUGUCCGAGACUCAGCAAGGGUUCCCUCCGCUCAUGUUCCUCAACGCGCUCAGAACCGCCUUCCCCCAGUUCGCACAAAAAGCAAAAGAUGGUCAUGGCUACGCACAGCAGGAUGCUGAAGAAGCUUGGUCACAGAUAGUAUCGCAACUACGACAAAAGCUCAAGGUCACCGAAAAGGAUGCGUCAGGUGCGGAUAAGCAGGCCAUGUCUUGGAUUGACAAGUACAUGUCGGGAAGGUUCGAGUCGGUCAUGGAGUGCGACGAGCCUGCAGCAAAAGAGGGUGGCGAGGAGGCAGUUCACAGCGAGGACCUAUUCUUCAAGCUCAACUGCCACAUCAAUGUCGAGACGAACCACCUCCGAGAUGGUCUCGCCGCUGGCCUGAAGGAGAAGAUUGAGAAGCGAUCAGAAGUUCUUGGACGAAAUGCCAUAUACACGAAGACCUCCAAGAUUGCACGCCUGCCAAAGCACCUUCCAGUUCAUUUUGUACGCUUUGACUGGAGACGAGACACCAACAAGAAGGCAAAGAUCAUGCGCAAGGUCACCUUCCCAGAAGAGUUGGACGCAUUAGAGUUCUGUACCGACGAACUGAGGAAGGCUCUUGUCCCCAUUCGUGACAAGAUUCGUGAUGUCCGCAAGGAGGAGGAGGAUCUUGAGCGCGCCCGCAAGCGACAAAAGCGCAUGAGGGCCGGCGAGGAGAAUGACACUGAGCCUACUGCUUCCAAGGAACCUCUACAAAAGAAAAAGGAAGCCGCAGAAAAGAAGGAGGAAGCCAAUAAACCUGACGAUGCUAAGAUGGAGGACAUCGAGUACAAGACCGAUGCUCAAGUUGAAGCCGAGCGUAUCGCAUCGAUCGUUGCUGCCAAGAAGGAGCUCCUCGCACUUGUUGACCCCAAAAUGGCAGCUGAUGAAGGGGCCAACCAGACGGGUCUCUACGAGCUGAGAGGUGUCAUUACCCACCAGGGCGCCAGUGCUGACAGUGGCCACUACACGUCCUUUGUCAAGAAGCAGGGAGCCAAGGAUCCAGUCACUGGAAAGCGAAAGGAGGAAGAUGGCAAGUGGUGGUGGUUCAAUGAUGAGAAGGUUUCCGAAGUCGAUUCUGAGAGGAUACAAACCCUCUCUGGUGGAGGUCAAAGCCAUUCGGCUCUUAUCCUCCUCUACCGCGCGGUCCCCCUGCCGGUCAUUGAGGAGGACGUGCAGAUGGGAGACGCAUAG